This is a messenger RNA of Lineus longissimus, 980 nucleotides long. Its product is annotated as ribonuclease H2 subunit C-like. NCBI's taxonomy places the organism in Eukaryota, Metazoa, Nemertea, Pilidiophora, Heteronemertea, Lineidae. The transcript has 4 exons. Gene Ontology annotation, cellular component: ribonuclease H2 complex. Bases 36 to 467 code for a protein of 143 amino acids. The record is from RefSeq and is a predicted model, not a curated record. Gene Ontology annotation, biological process: RNA catabolic process.
UAAACUUUGCAUUCUGCUAUUUUUGUAAUGUUGCAAUGUCUAUUACUUUAGAUACGGCUUCCUGUGCCAAGGCACAAACUGAUGCAGAUGUUCAUUUGAUGCCUUGUGAAAUAGAACACGAUGGUGAAGCCAACGUUGAUGAUUACUUACUGCCAACAGUUAAAGAUGAUGGAAAUGGCUACCUUACAGCUGCAUUCCGAGGCCGACCCUUGAAGGGUGAAAAGUAUAUAUUACCAGAAGGAUACACUGGUAUCAUGACUCAUGAACCCCGUCGGCCAUUUGUGGAAGAUGAAGAAAGGACAUUCAAAAUCAGCCACCAGUUUAAUGAGUUUAUGUAUUGGAAUCUGGAUAUUCCACCAAAUGCAGAUGAUAAACUUAGGAAAGCAAUGGCGUGGAUUGAUGUGGCUAAAGCUAUUCAUCGACCAGUAGAUGAGAUAGGUAGUCAGAAAAGCUUGACAGGAAAAUGAGAACCUUGGCUCAAAAUCGAUGGAUAGUAAAAAUCAUUUUUGUGCUUGUUAUAGAGGACAGUGAUGGACCAUGCAUGUUUCAUCUUGCGGUGCUAGUUCAUUCAUUCAGUGUUGACAAAGGCAUCCCUUGCUUUUUGCAAGUGCCUGCCCUGAACCUCUUGACUACCGCGACUGCUAUAGCGGUGGUAAUCAAAUACACGCUUUUACUGCCGACCGCUUGAGCAGUCACUAUAAUAGACCUUUCUGUGUAUUGUUUAGUAUGAUCUGGCUCAGCUCUACAGGUGUAUAGUGACGCAGGCAUGGCAUCUGCUACCCACCAACUUGUCCUAAGUCAUAUAGAUGGUGCUGCGGUGGCGGUGAAGACGGAGGUUUUGCCAGAUGCACGUGGCUGCACAAUGAUACCAAAAAGACCCCGGUAUUGAGCAGUUCGAACGGCCCGGUAGUCAAGGGAUUAAUAUCUACUCUUCGAUGAGUUCCAGGUGGGCAAAAUUUGGAUGUAAUUAUGCUUAAAAU